CCCUCGGCAACAGACCACUCAGAGCUGGUGAUUACUUCAGUCCAUUUCCAUACCUGCAUUUCAAUGGACAACAUGAAAUGGCUGCGUUUCUCAACAGAUCCUCACACGGGAACAUUACCGCCAAUGUGUCAGCGAGUGACCCGCCAGAUGACGGGAACACGCCCAUCCUGAUUGGCUGCCUGGUCACCAUCAUCCUGCUGUUAGUCAUCAUCAUCGUCCUCAUCCUCUGGUGCCAAUAUGUCUGCAAGGUGCUGGAGAAGGCUCCACGUCGGAUCCUGGACGAGGAGGUGACCGUCAGGCUGUCGUCCUGCAGUGACACCAUCAUCCUGCAGACCCCCCCUGUGCCCCCUCGCUCAGGCCACGCCCCCACAGAAUUUGAGGAAAGGUAG
Molecule: messenger RNA, 389 nt
Organism: Notothenia coriiceps (black rockcod)
Lineage: Eukaryota; Metazoa; Chordata; Actinopteri; Perciformes; Nototheniidae
Product: discoidin domain-containing receptor 2-like
Exons: 4
Coding region: 78-389 (103 amino acids)
Source: RefSeq, a predicted model, not a curated record